Messenger RNA from Amoebophrya sp. A25, 303 nucleotides. The record is from the annotation of a GenBank genome assembly. NCBI's taxonomy places the organism in Eukaryota, Dinophyceae, Syndiniales, Amoebophryaceae.
CAGGGGUCAAUGCGGAUGUCAGGGCACGACGACCGCCUGAAACGAAAAAGCCAAAGCCGAAGAUGCACGGGAGUUCGUCUCGGGGAAGUAGGUAACAAUUAGUUUUUUCGAGUUGGCACGUAUCUAAUGUUGAAAUCCAAGUCGUUCUAUUAGAGUACAAGUUCUCGAAGAGGCAUGUUCUUCGCCUUUUGCAUGCUUCAUUGGGAUCUAAUCUAACAGCGCUAGUGGCCGCAGACGUCUCGAUGUUUGGGAGACCGUGUCUGCUUACGAGGAAGACGCCCUUCUACAAAGCACAAGAUCACG